AAACCGGAACCAUCGUCGAACGACAGUGCAGAGGUUUACGUCUCCAAUAUACUGAACUUCGUAUAACCGGGCUUGAAAGGAGGCCGCCUGGUGCUUGGAUCCACUUAAACUGAUCGGAGAGUCGGUCGAGAAAGCAAAGCACAACCCCAUCAGCAAAUGGAACGCUCAACCGGCUCUGCGUCUAAUGAGGUUUUCAAAAACCAAGAAAGACGGUAUCAAUUUUGCGGAUACGAACUGAAGAUUACGCAAGAUUUGAAACACCUUUCCAUACCAGCCGUUAUCUGGGAAGCUGGGAUCGUUCUCUGCCGGUAUUUUGAGAAGAAGCGCAUGAACUUCACUGGGAAGAAGAUGAUUGAAUUGGGGUCUGGCACUGGGCUCGUGGGGAUACUUGCCAUCCUCUUGGGUGGGGAGGUAACAUUGACAGAUCGGCCGAACGUCCUAAAUCAGAUUGUAUACAACAUCACUAGCAACAUCCCAGCUGAGAUCAUGGCGAGAACAAAGGUUUCUGCUCUGCUGUGGAGUAAACCAUACGACCAGAAUGCCUCAAAGUACGACUACAUCCUUGGCUCGGAUAUAGUCUACGAUCCACGCGAAUUCCAGUCACUUAUAAAAACGCUGCUCUAUUUGAGCAACCCGAACACCGUCAUCUACUUCAGUUCGAAGAUUGUUGAGAUUCCCGGGGCCUCUGAGUUUUAUGAAAAACUUCUGCCAAAGCACUUCAACUCUGAAAUUGUUCAUACACUUCCGCAUAAAAGAAUUAACGUUUACAAAAUCACCAGAAAAAUUAGCAGCGAUUAGUAAAAUAAUCCCGCGAAAAUUUGUGGAAACGCUCAAUUCAAAAAGACUUUGAGGAAAUACGUAUUGAAACCGCUAGUUUAUAGCGUGAAUCGUGUACGAAAAGAAACACAGCUUUAGCAUUUCCAAACCAAAGGCAACACAGCUUUAGCAUUUCCAAACUAUAUUCAAACCACAUUAAGGGUACUGACAGAUCAGUACAAUCACUCACAGUUUAGUUGACAUGUGUUCAGUGUUUUUCACAGCUCAGACUGAGAGACAUGACCCUCUAGCUCCGCCAUCUAGCAGAGGCUGACUGAGGCACUCUUCACUUCCGGGUUUUAUAGUCCCUCCGGAAUAGGCGUGGCCUUCAGGAAAGAGAAUCUCAACAUAUUUUAAAUCCUAAAAAUCUUU
Messenger RNA from Leucoraja erinaceus (little skate), 1188 nucleotides. Its product is annotated as EEF1A lysine methyltransferase 3-like. Gene Ontology annotation, molecular function: protein-lysine N-methyltransferase activity. The record is from RefSeq and is a predicted model, not a curated record. Gene Ontology annotation, biological process: peptidyl-lysine methylation. Bases 157 to 798 code for a protein of 213 amino acids. Gene Ontology annotation, cellular component: cytoplasm; cytosol. NCBI's taxonomy places the organism in Eukaryota, Metazoa, Chordata, Chondrichthyes, Rajiformes, Rajidae. The transcript has 4 exons.